AUGAUGGAGGCAGAGGAGGGUAAGAUAUCGGUGUGGGUCUGCCGGGAGGAGAAGCUUGUCUUCGGCUUGUCAAAGCGCACAACCUGCGCGGAUCUCGUCAAAGUGCUUCUGGAGGACCAGGACUCACAGCAGCACGGCCUCUCCACGGCUGCAUGCCCACCGUCCUACUGCAUCGUGGAGAAAUGGAGAGGUUUCGAGAGGAUUUUACCAAACAAAACCAAGAUCCUGCGGCUUUGGUUCGCGUGGGGAGAGGAGCAGAGCAAUGUGAAGUUUGUGUUGGUGAAAAGCGAGGCGUCUCUGGCGAGCCACGGAGCCCGGAGCGCAGAGGCUCGAGUGGUGCUCAGCAGACACAGAGCCCGGGGUACCGAGGGGGGCAUCCCGCCCGAGAAACAGCGACGGGUCGUCAGGAAAGCCUUCAGAAAGUUGGAGAAGAUCAACAUAAAGAGCCGGGCGCAGAGAGACGCGUCCUCUGUGGAAAAGAUGGAAACUUUGGUCCAUCUUGUGAUUUCUCAGGAUCAUACAAUCCGCCAGCAGGUGGAGAGGAUCACAGAGCUGGACGCAGACAUCGAAAUGUGCGAGGCAAAGGUGCAUUUUGACAGAAUUCAAAGACACGGGGUUAAUUAUGUGCAGGACACGUACUCAGUGGAUGAUGCUGAUGCUGCUGCUGCUUCCAGCCCGGAUGGAGACAAAGUGAGUUCGGCGGAAACUCUUGCCAACUUUGAAGAGUAUGUCCGGCAGUGUGAGGAGGUGGUUAGACUACAAGAGGAGCUGGGGGAGCAGGAAGCCCUCAUAGACAUUUUCACGGUGCAGGUGCAGGAGGAGCUGAACCACCGCUGGAUGCAGAGGAGGAGAGAGCAGCAGCUGCACAGCGAAGACACAGAGCCAUCGGCAGAAAACGAGCUGUUUUUGGAAGAAGAGAGGAUCAGGACACAACUAGAGGCGAGUUUAUACGUCGGUCUGCGCCUCAACACGGAUUUAGAAGCUAUUAGGAGCGAUUUAGAGCUGACCCAGGAGAUUUGCGCAGCGAGGGAGAAGGAGAUGAGGGAUUUGCUGGCGAUGGUGAAAACUUUGGACAUAGAGGGAGGGACAGUCAGUGAGGAGAGAUGUAGCCACGGGACAGAUGACAAGAUGGGGAUGACGAGCACUUUGGAGAGGAGAAGCGAGUGGGUGGAGCAGGCCAGGGGUCUGUCCAAAGAUCACAGUGUGAACGACGACGACUCAGACACUGGCUUAAGUUCUCUGCACAGUCAGGACUCAGACAGCCUCCCUGUGUGGGAGUCACUGGUUUAA
Molecule: messenger RNA, 1290 nt
Organism: Anoplopoma fimbria (sablefish)
Lineage: Eukaryota; Metazoa; Chordata; Actinopteri; Perciformes; Anoplopomatidae
Gene: rassf10b
Product: Ras association domain family member 10b
Exons: 1
Coding region: 1-1290 (429 amino acids)
Biological process (GO): signal transduction
Source: RefSeq, a predicted model, not a curated record